AUGCCCUCGGAGGAAAGCCCCGAGCUUCGGCGCAAUGAAAAGGACAGCAGGGUGCUUGGAGGUACGAUCUCGGAGCCGAUGCAACGUCGUUUCAGGGUAUCUAGCUUGACACCUCCAACGGAUUUUGGGAUUUCGUUCACUGCAGCCAUGGCCUCGAUAUUUGAUGCGGCCGCCGCUGGCGACAUCGGCGCCAUGAAUGGCUUCCUGGACGCGGAUGAUGUCGACAUCGACGCGAAGGAGCCUUCGGGUUCGCACGCCAUGUUCACAGGGACACGGAGAUCGACCAGCGGGCCUCUGAUCAGCCGCCCCCGGCGCAUGGCAGCGGCAACUGAGUGCGUGUCCGCGAGUGCUCCAGACGUCUCCAUUGCCAUGGUUGCGGAAAUCGGGAUGCAGUACUUCAAGAAGAAGGAAGCAGAGUAUUUGCCCCCCGAAGAAGAGCAUCUUGCUCCUGCGAUGUUUUCCUUUAUUCUUGCCUCGCUUGUCGCUUGCAUGCUGCCGGUCAUGACGGUAACCUGGUGA
This is a messenger RNA of Symbiodinium necroappetens, 519 nucleotides long. The record is from the annotation of a GenBank genome assembly. NCBI's taxonomy places the organism in Eukaryota, Dinophyceae, Suessiales, Symbiodiniaceae.